AUGCUAUUCAUACGCUGCAAGUGGUUCGACGAUGACCGCCAGCCCAUCGAUGGAGGUUGCAAAGGGGAAAGCACGACCUGUGCGUUCAUCCACCCUUCAUCAAAUCGAUGGGACUUUGCCCCUCGCAAAAAAACAGCGGUUCCCAGGAGUCUGAUGAGUCCCAGGAAAGGCCCGUCAGGUUGGAGCGACGCGCCUCGUCGUGACCGUAAUGCCAGUAUGACCGGCGCAAACACAGUUAGUCUCGGUGCCAAAAACCGUUACAACGCGUCUCCUCCUAGAGGUCCGAAGAACAAAUGGGACACUGACCUCUGGUACUCAAACCCACAAAAGUCUGGUCAAUCGGAUGCUGGUCCUUCCACAAGCACACAAGCUGGCGCCUCAAUUACUGAAAAACCUGCCGACAGACCUUGGGGCCCGACUAGCUGGAGCAUGUCUGACUCUCCGUCCUGGGGCGACAAGACCAAGAAUAGUGGCGUUUCGUCUCUAACGGCAAACAAGGACGAAUGGGGCACAAGAGGCUGGGGCAGCACAGAAGACACGGCGACAGAUAUCGCCUGGGACACUGGCACCUGGGGAACUUCGGAUGCUGGCACAGGUUGGGGGGGCGCACCUAUCGAAGAGCCGCAGCCAAUGCAGGUCAACUCGACCUUGCCAUCCUCCGCAAAGGGUAAAGAGAAGGAAGUGUCAAGACACGAUUCACAGGAUACGAUAACGGUGCCUCCUCUUUUCGAUCUCACCGUCAUGUCGUCAUCGCACAUACCACUGCCAAAAAAGAGGAAAGACACGGGGAAACAGCCAGCAGCCUCACUGACUGUUGAUCUAUCUAAAGUCGAGGAUAGCACCAGCGGUCAACCUCACUCGCCAUCGCAUUCGAUUACAGAUGCCCAAUGUGUCUACAAGGAGCUCAUGAAACACUUCUUCAAACUGGUGCGCCUCAAGAUCAAGAAAUCCGACCAUGAGGAAAGAUAUCGCGCUUGGACUGCGGCUCAAGGUUCAUCGCCCUAUUCCUUCGGACAGGAAACUGCAGGAACACAUUGGAAUCAGGCACAGAAGCAAUUGGAUAAGAUUCAGGGCCUUUCGCGGUAUAUUGAAGAUACUACGAAACAGCUUUUGAGCCUUCCAGAUGUGUCUACCCCCAAAAUAUCUCUGGAUGAUAUGGAAGAAAAGAUGGAGCAAAUCAUUAAUUAUGCGGAAGACGUUGAGCGGUGGAUGAGGGAACUGGCCAAAGCACAGGAAGAGGUAGAAAGACGUGCCGAAGAAGCGGUGGCAGAGAACUGCCCAAUCGAUGUCACGCCGCGUUGGAAGCCUAAAGAAUGGCCGGAGAAUCCUAGCAUGGACUACUUCCAGAGACGCAUUGCCGAGUUGCAGGAUCAAGUCAACGACAUUUCUGACUUCCUGGAUCAUAUCAAAUCGAUGGACGAUGUUGAUUCUCUGUUUGAAGAGGGCAUCCAACUGAGCGAUGGCAUCGCCUGUUUAAGGAUGGAAGAGAAGGUUCCAGAGGGAGAUCUUUUAACCUUGAGAAUAGACAAUGCUGGUGGACAAAUCGUUGAAAUGAUGUCCACAAUUGCAGAGCACGCGGGCAAAUCCGUGAACCAGAAGAAUGAGUUAGAGGAAUGGAAAGCCAAGAGGGAUGCCAACCUGGCAAUUAAGGCAGAGCUCCAAGAGAAAAUCACCGGCUUCGAGCAAAGGUCCAAAGAGCGCCAUGCCCGUAUCCAAAAAAUGACUGCCGAGUUAACGGAACUCCGAAAAAUGGAACGGGCCUAUCCGUUCCACUUAAUCAAUCCACUACUCGAACAAAUCGCCGACGAGGUUAUUGAAAAGGAAGUACAACCUCUCUUGACAGCCUUACAUGCUGCCUGUGAUGCUGCGUCAACACGGAGUGUGGGUCGGAUGACUGAGAAGCUCCAGGCGGUUGCUCAGCCUACGGUCGAGAGUACCAACCGUCUUCGAGAGCAGGCUCGCCGGUCCAGGGCGUCCACGUCAUCUUAAGUUUCUUUGUAUACUUUGUGAUAUCAUCUCUAUGCACAUACUGCUUACUCUUAUCUAUUCUUCCUGUGUUCUGGGUUCCGCUGGAUUCUGCAUACCCCCGCGAUUGCAUCAGUACCGCUCAUUUGCUGCAUUCUAGGCCAGUGUAUAAGACAUUCCGUGCUGUACAUAUGUAUCAACUAAAACGGCCUGUUCCAAUUUGCAUAAUGCCUAGCUACGAACAGUUUCAAUUCAGUUCCACUUACGGCGGCGUCCUGGACACCG
This is a messenger RNA of Guyanagaster necrorhizus, 2250 nucleotides long. RefSeq lists its product as uncharacterized. The transcript is spliced from 5 exons. The coding region runs from base 1 to 1989 and encodes 662 amino acids. NCBI's taxonomy places the organism in Eukaryota, Fungi, Basidiomycota, Agaricomycetes, Agaricales, Physalacriaceae. The record is from RefSeq and is a predicted model, not a curated record.